AUGUGGGGAUUUGGGGGUAGAUUCUACUACAAUGAAGAAGGUGGUGGCUGGACUACAGUGACGAGCGGCGGCAGUAUGUGGCAGGAGCCUGCUCCGGUGGCCUUCUGCUGUUCCGUUUUUCUUUUUGUUCCGACGAGUUAUGAGUUGGUGAUGAGAGGAGGGGUCGGGAAGGAUGUUUCCGACAACAACGGUGGUAAUGGGUGGAUGUGGUUUGCGUUGGCAGCCCAAGGGAACACGAUGGUGGAUGCUAGCGGCGACUUCUGGUGGUUCCCGGUGGCAGUGGGUGGUCAAGGGUGGCAGUUCUUGGCCACUCUUGGUUCCCUCUUCGGUUCUUGA
Messenger RNA from Lactuca virosa, 336 nucleotides. Lineage: Eukaryota; Viridiplantae; Streptophyta; Magnoliopsida; Asterales; Asteraceae. The record is from the annotation of a GenBank genome assembly.